Cercocebus atys (sooty mangabey) is the source of this 9409-nucleotide messenger RNA. It is a transcript of the gene PIAS1, whose product is annotated as protein inhibitor of activated STAT, 1. The record is from RefSeq and is a predicted model, not a curated record. The transcript is spliced from 14 exons. Bases 5216 to 7144 code for a protein of 642 amino acids. Lineage: Eukaryota; Metazoa; Chordata; Mammalia; Primates; Cercopithecidae. Gene Ontology annotation, biological process: regulation of transcription by RNA polymerase II; protein sumoylation. Gene Ontology annotation, molecular function: transcription coregulator activity; SUMO ligase activity; zinc ion binding.
AGUGAUCUGCCCGCCUUGGCCUCCCAAAGUGCUGGGAUUACAGGCGUGGGCCUGUAUUUUUUAAUGUUUUUGUCGUCGUCGUUGUUGUUCAGGUUAUCGUCCAGAAGGAACUUUUUUAAAGAUAGAAGUUUCGUGAAAUGUGGUAGUACGUAAAUAAGGAUGAUGUUUAAAUUAUCUAACAAAAAUUGAAGCCAUGGUGCGCCAUUUCAACGGUGUUUAUACUUUGUUUAAAGGAGAAUGGAAUCUCUAUUUAUGUAUAAUUGCAAUAUUUUGUCACUUUGUGGGACCUCAGUGCAGCCAAUAAGAUGGACCUGGAGAGGUGGAAGAUAACUAGAGGAGUAGGCACUACCGGUCAUUUUCCAGUUAUCUUAUGCUGUGAAAUAAAUAAAAGAUGAGAAAUUAGGUGAAACAAGAUUAUGGAGAAGUAUGUAACCAACCUGAUUUGCUGCUUUGAAUAGAAACUGUCUAACUAGGUUUUCUGCUUAAAUGAGGCAUUGUUGACAGAUUGCUAAUAGCUGCUUAUUAAGAAUUUCUAAUGAGGAGAUUUAGUAGUCAUCCAAAAGUAAGCCCCAUUAAAUGAAGAAUCUAACUUUGAAAAUAAUAAAAUACUUUUGUUGUGUGCAAGAUUUAAUGUGUGCAGUUAUAGAAUUUGUGAUUAUUCAUUUGCUUUUGUGGAUAAAAGGCAAAAGUAUAAAUGAAAUAUUAUGACAUUAUUAAAUGCCUAUUUUGUCUGUCUUCAGAAUUCAUUCUGGUUUACAAUUCAUUAUAAAUUGAUACCAGAUAAAGACUCAUAAUAUAGAGUCUGCUUUAUGACUAAUCCCGUAAACCACUGCAGUGGGAUGUGUGAACAAGAGUAAUUAUGUUGUUCAACAAGAAAUACCUAAUUCUUAUCCACAGUGUAGACAUAACCUUCAAUAAUGGAAGGUCACAGCUAAUGAUACAAUAAAACCAACACUUUCUGUUCAGUUGCAAAAGCCUGUUUGCUUGUUGACAUUUUUUGAGUAUUAUUGUAUUUAUCUUUCUCAAAACAUGGCCCCUGCCUCUGUGUAGUUGGGACAGAGUUUGCAUACAUAUGUAUGUAUGUUUUUGCAAAGUUUUACAUAUCUGAAAAAGGGAUUGAGUAAAAUAUUAUUGUCUUGAAUGGUGAGGACUUCCCAUUCCCCACUACUCUGCCCUUAGAACACUAGAAGCCAGCCUUAUACCGCCAAAGCAGGAGAUUGGAUUGUUCCUUUCUGUCAAAAGUGAUCAGACAAAAGGAAGCAAAGGGAAUCCAAACAAAACAGCCAGGUUAUUGCUCAGUUAUUCUAGAUGAAGUACCCUGGUCUGCUCACUCACAUAGAUUUUCCAAUCAUCUUUUUAGUAUCUUACUCUUAAAUAUGUAUGCACAGCCCAGGAUUGCCUCUCAUUUAAGGAAAGCUUCCGGCAUGAAAGACAGAGACCAAUGUAGGGAGAAGAAGAAAACAACAUCAACACCCAAUUUAUAUUCUCAAAAAAGAAAAAUAACAAAAUGUAGAGGAAAAAGGAAAGAGAAAUAUACAGAAAAUUAAGAGUUCAUGGAAAUUAAAAAUUUAAUAUAAGUGUUAGGAGAUAAAAUUGAGGAAAAUCCCAGAAGAUAGAGCUAAAAGACAAGAGAUGUAAAAAUGCACAAGGAAAAAGAAAACAGAGUAAAGGAAAAUUAGAUAAUCAGUCUAGGAAGACCAGUGUCUGAAUAAUAAGUAUAUAAGAAAGAGAAUGCAAAGACAUGGAAGGAAGAUUAUUGUAAGAAAACUUCCCAGAACUGAAGGACAUACAUCUCUAAGUUUAAAAGACUCGACAGUUAUCAGUUUAUGCAGUUAAAAAAAAGAAAAGACCAACCCCAAGGCACAACAUUGUAAAAUUUCAGAACACAUUAAGACAAGCUUCUGUGAUUCCAGAUGGGCAUAUAUAGUUGACUAUGAAGGAUUAUGGGUCAGAUUGGUACUAGGCUUCUUAACACUGGAAGCCAGAAAACAAUAAGGAAAGGCCUUCAAAAUAUUGACAGAACAUGAUUUCCUGCCCAGAACUCUGUACUGAGCCAAACUCAGUAGUAAGGGUAAAUGAAGAUUUUAAAAAUACAAUGCAAGGAAUAAAAACAUCGUGCCCCCUUUCUCAGAAAGCUGCUGGAGGAAAUACCCCACAAAAAAAGAGAAAACCGAGAAAGAGGAAGUAGUGGGAUAAGGAAACGGGAUCCAGUAUAAAAGAGAGACAAGGGAAUUCCCGAGAUAAGCUAAAGGGAAAUUCCAUGACCAUAAUUGUGCACCAGGCCUAGAGAGCCUACAGUCCAAAUUGGAACACGGUGGAGGGCUACAGGAAAGAAAUUAAAACUGAUUUACCUGAUAUAUUUGAAUAUAUUGAGAAGAAAGUUAAUACUUUUAGCUGUUUGCAGAUGAAUUAGCAGUAGGUACCUAGAAACCUAAGCAAAUGGAAAAAUGGUGUAAUUAUUAACUGUAAGGAAAGGAAAGUUAUACAGAAAAGGAAGAGUAAUCAUGAUGUACUUUUGACUUAGCUGUGAAUAUUAUUUACAGCCAUAGUAAUAAUGUAAGUACUGACAAUUGGUUCAACCAAAAAUUAUGAUAGAAAGAUGAGGGAGAAGAGAUGUAACAGAACUAAACCAUUGUAUUUUAUAAUAGAAAGUCAGUAAAGUCCUCAAAGAAAAAAUUAAACAGCUGCAUAGACCUACUACAUAGAAUAUAGAGAAAAAAAUGCCAGAAGAACUAGCUAAAAAGACUUGAAAGUGGUUGCCUCAGGGAUUUGAAAAUUGUGGGGUAUGUUAAAGGGGGAAGGAACUGCUGUUUUUCUUGUACAACUUUUUGGUUUUUUAAGUUGUGUUCAUGUCUGUCAGAUUAAAAAAUUAGUUUUAAGAGGUUGCUCCUUACAGAAUGCUCUUGUGUUCAAAAUAUAUACCGUUCUGAGGCAUUCUAAAUCCCCUAGAAUUCUGAGAACUCUAUCAAUUGCGGACGUAGAGUCAGCAGAAUGCUAUGAAAUUGCUGAGGAAGUAAUGAUUUCUAAUAGUACUAGUGGUUGAUGUAAUCCUUACUUGUAAAUAUUCAUUUUGUUGUAGUGCUAACAAAUGGAGAUUUUUAAACACCUUAAAUAAAUUCAGAUUAAAAUAUAUUUCAUUUCAACAUCUCAAAUGUAUUAGUGUUUAGUUUUCUUCAGUGUUGUCAACACUUUUCAUUGUGAAUUGACUGCUUUAUGCUUCUUUGCAGCUUUUCUGUUGAAAGAUGCUUCAGUGUUUCCCUCCCGCUUCUUUUAUUUCAUUUUAAAAAAUACUGCAUGCUUAUCACAGUCCUUAAGAGUAUGCAACAGCUGUUCCAAUAACAGCAAUAGAUACCACCUGAUUUUUCAUUAUACCUGAUUAUAGGUUGCAAUGGUUAAUUUGAAUCCACACACAUUCUUUUCUUAUCUUAAUCACCUGUUUUUAAAAGCUAAACUGUUGAAGCUUGAAAUGGAGAUUGAGUUACAUAAAUGGAGAUUGAGUUAAAUAAAUUAAUCUUCAAAUAGGUUUUUCUGUUUUCCAGUUAAAAGGCAUGUGGUUCGUGUCCUCUUAAAGUCAGCAUACUAUAGUGUGAAAGAAAGCACAGUAGGAGUAGAACCAGUUGCAUGACAUUCAACAAGUUUCUUCACCUAAGUCUUAUUUUCCCACCUGAAAAGCGAGAACAGUACCUGCCUGAUAAUUAUGACAAUUGAUGAUGAAUCCUGUAAAAAAACCAAAAACACCCACUUACUCAGGAGACCGAGGCAGGAUCACCUGAGCCUAGAUGUUUGAACAGUCUGGGCAACAUAGCAAGAUCCUGUCUCUUAACAAACAAAACUAAAAAGCUUGGCUUGCUGAUCGCAGCUACUAUUUGAGUACCUACUAUGUACCAAGUAUUGUUAUUGCUGCUGCUAUGCUUUGUUUCAGAGAGAGAAAAAAUAUAAUUGAGGGGCUCUCAAGUUUAUUGUUGUGUCAUAAGCUUUUUUUGGAUCGUCAAGCAAGAGAUUAUAUGAGAAAUGUCAACAUAUUCUUCUACAAAAAUAGGAAAAUAAUAUAUCUGCAUUGCAUCUAAAUCUUUGUAGCUGUAGAAUAAAGUCAAAAGCUGCCAUCAAUGCAGGGUUUACAGUAGUCACUGAGUUUUGCUGGUUUGUUUUUGAUUUAGGAUAAUGGAGUUGAAAUAGUUCUCUUUAAAAUUUGUACCUUUUUUCCCUGUAAAAUGCAGUACAUUUGACCCAUGCCAACUUAAAUUUAUUUUUAACCUCUAAUCCUUGAAGUUUCAUGUUAUUUAUUUAAAAGCAGUUUACUUAUUAAUAGUACAUUUCUGUUUGAAGUCCCUGUUCCUUUUUAAAUAAUAAAAGUCUUUAAAAGUAUUUUGUACUCUUUUGGUGAGUAGGGAGAAAUUGAUAUCCUGCUGAUAUUAUAGUUAGUAAUUAUUUACAAUCUUUGAUAACAUCUAAAAAGAGAAACAUUUCUAAGAUUUGGGUAGCAUUUGUUUUUAAGGUUUACAUUAUAUCUUUGCAUGCCUCUACAGAACAUGAAUUUGAGCGUUCAUUUGGAUAAGUUAUCACUCUAGAUGCUACCUCCCACCCUUUCUUCUGGUCUCCUUUCUUGUUUGUUCAUUUGUUUGUUCAUUCAUUCAUUCAUUGUGCAGGCAUUUGAAGAGUUUCCACUAUAAGGCCCUAGUCUUAGAAGCUGAGGGUAAUGUGGUUGUGUACCAUGGAGAACCCUGGGUUGGUUAUAGAAUCACUUGUGUAAACAGAAAAUUACAGUAAAGCAAGAUAAAUGCUAAAAUACAGAUACGAAAAGUGGCCAGUAAUAAUAGAGUAAAAAUCAUCCUACCAGGUCUAAUGGGCAAAGGCUAACAAAAACUGAACCUUGAGGAAAGAGUUUUCCAAGCCAGAGAAGUAGAGGAAGGACUUGUAUUUCUUUGAUUAACCAGCUGUGUUGCUUAUAAAGCUCUUUAUAUACUUUUCUCCUCAGUAUUUUAUUUUUUGCUUAAUAGUUUUGCCACUUGCAAAGAAUUGGCUGCUGUCAUCAUUGUGAGUGGUGGUGAGUUAGGGAAGGCAGCAUAGCUUUUGUGUAUCUGGUAUGAGGUGAAGGAAUCAGUUGGGGAAAUAGAGAGCAAAUGGUAAGCUUACAUGUGUCUUUUUAUCCUAAUACUCCCUGUCAGUGGUGAUGCAGUCUUUUAGGAUUCUGCUAAUAGCUGUGUGAUCUUGGCAAAUGGUUAUGAGCCUUAGAGUUUCUGAACUCCAAGUACUGUUGGGCUACGCUGGGAGGAACAAGCACGGACGCAAACACGAACUUCUCACAAAAGCCCUGCAUUUGCUAAAGGCUGGCUGUAGUCCUGCUGUACAAAUGAAAAUUAAGGAACUCUAUAGGCGGCGGUUCCCGCAGAAAAUCAUGACGCCUGCAGACUUGUCCAUCCCCAACGUACAUUCAAGUCCUAUGCCAGCAACUUUGUCUCCAUCUACCAUUCCACAGCUCACUUACGAUGGUCACCCUGCAUCAUCGCCAUUACUCCCUGUUUCUCUUCUGGGACCUAAACAUGAACUGGAACUCCCACAUCUUACAUCAGCUCUUCACCCAGUCCAUCCGGAUAUAAAACUUCAAAAAUUACCAUUUUAUGAUUUACUGGAUGAACUGAUAAAACCCACCAGUCUAGCAUCAGACAACAGUCAGCGCUUUCGAGAAACCUGUUUUGCGUUUGCCUUGACACCACAACAAGUGCAGCAAAUCAGUAGUUCCAUGGACAUUUCUGGGACCAAAUGUGACUUCACAGUACAGGUCCAGUUAAGGUUUUGUUUAUCAGAAACCAGUUGUCCACAAGAAGAUCACUUCCCACCCAAUCUUUGUGUGAAAGUGAAUACAAAACCUUGCAGCCUUCCAGGUUACCUUCCACCUACAAAAAAUGGCGUGGAACCAAAGCGACCCAGCCGACCAAUUAAUAUCACCUCACUUGUCCGACUGUCCACAACAGUACCAAACACCAUUGUUGUUUCUUGGACUGCAGAAAUUGGAAGAAACUAUUCCAUGGCAGUAUAUCUUGUAAAACAGUUGUCCUCAACAGUUCUUCUUCAGAGGUUACGAGCAAAGGGAAUAAGGAAUCCGGAUCAUUCUAGAGCUUUAAUUAAAGAGAAGUUGACUGCGGAUCCGGACAGUGAAAUAGCUACAACCAGCCUAAGGGUUUCUCUACUGUGUCCACUUGGUAAAAUGCGGCUGACAAUUCCGUGUCGGGCCCUUACAUGUUCUCAUCUACAGUGUUUUGACGCAACUCUUUACAUUCAGAUGAAUGAGAAAAAACCAACCUGGGUUUGUCCUGUCUGUGAUAAGAAGGCUCCAUAUGAACACCUUAUUAUUGAUGGCUUGUUUAUGGAAAUCCUAAAGUACUGUACAGACUGUGAUGAAAUACAAUUUAAGGAGGAUGGCACUUGGGCACCGAUGAGAUCGAAAAAGGAAGUACAAGAAGUUUCUGCCUCUUACAAUGGAGUCGAUGGAUGCUUGAGCUCCACAUUGGAGCAUCAAGUAGCUUCUCACCACCCGUCCUCAAAUAAAAACAAGAAAGUAGAAGUGAUUGACCUAACCAUAGACAGUUCAUCUGAUGAAGAGGAAGAAGAGCCAUCUGCCAAGAGGACCUGUCCUUCCCUUUCUCCCACAUCACCACUAAAUAAUAAAGGCAUUUUAAGUCUUCCACAUCAAGCAUCUCCAGUAUCCCGCACCCCAAGCCUUCCUGCUGUAGACACAAGCUACAUUAAUACCUCCCUCAUCCAAGACUAUAGGCAUCCUUUCCACAUGACACCCAUGCCUUAUGACUUACAAGGAUUAGAUUUCUUUCCUUUCUUAUCAGGAGACAAUCAGCAUUACAACACCUCCUUGCUUGCCGCUGCAGCAGCAGCAGUUUCAGAUGAUCAAGACCUCCUACACUCGUCUCGGUUUUUUCCGUAUACCUCUUCACAGAUGUUUCUUGAUCAGUUAAGUGCAGGAGGCAGUACUUCUCUGCCAACCACCAAUGGCAGCAGUAGUGGCAGUAACAGCAGCCUGGUUUCUUCCAACAGCCUAAGGGAGAGCCAUAGCCACACCGUCACAAACAGGAGCAGCACGGACACGGCAUCCAUCUUUGGCAUCAUACCAGACAUUAUUUCACUGGACUGAUUCCCAGGCCCUGCUGCUCCCAUCCCCACCCCAGAUCAAAUGAACUUGGCAGAAAGAAGAGAACUUUGUGCUCUGUUUUACCUUACUCUGUUUAGAAAAGUAUACAAGCGUGUUUUUUUCCUUUUUUUAGGGAAAAAAUUAAAAGAAAUGUACAGAGAACAAAACUAUAUUUUCAGUUUUACUUUUGUAUAUAAAUCUAAGACUGCCUGUGUGAUAAAAACACUUGUUUAAAAAAAAAAAGGAAAGAAAAGAAAAAAGAAAAAACAAGCACCCACAAACCACCUUCAGCUCAUUUUUUUCUGGAUUCUGAAGAUUUUUCAUCAUUUGUCCUAUGGUUUUGGUUUUAUUUUACUUCAAUGGCAUUAUUUUAUUUGCAAUAACAGAAAAGGAAUUGCAUGUAUGAAGUUUUAAAUUGUGGGCUUUUCUUUGUUGUGGGGAGGGGGUUGGGGGGAUAGUUUGAUUUCCAUUUUCUGAAAACGACAGACUUGGAUUCUGUUUGUGUGUGUGUGCAUAUUUUAUCCAGCCUUAAGUUAUAAAGCUCAUCUGUCCCACUGCAUUCCCUAUGUAUUUUCAGGACAUGGCUCGUGGGUGUGUGUUCAUUGUGUGCGUCUGUAUGUAUUUUUCUGUCAUCACUGUUCCCUCUCCUCCCAAGUGUGCAUUCAGUUAAUAUAAUCAGUUGCUUGCUUCUUUCAAAGUGCUUUGAAGGUCUUGAACUCACGUGUGAGCAUCUUUAUCAACUAUCCCAACUGCAUGUUCUCCAUCACAUAUUCUCUUAUUUGCUCUGUACCCCCUGAGAAUAUGUUUUAGAGAUAUUGGAAUAAAGCUGUCUGGGUAAGGAGUAGGCUUAGCCGAACUAUGAAUAAUACACUGUAGUCUAGUUCUUUAUUCUAAAUCUGGAUUGCCAGUAUUGUGUAUUUAAACCAAGUCUGUGAAUACCUGCUUUUUUUGGCCACAGAGUAACAAUUUUUCAUGUAAGAUCUUCAUACCAAAGUAGGAAGUAAAAAUAGCUUAGAAAGCCCUGUCAGGUGUUCUGUGCAGCUGACAGAGGUAAUGUUACAUCACCUCAAAAAGAAAGAUAAACAGUCAGUUAUUCUAAAAAUAAAUUGUUUGGAAAGUACAAUGCACCACAUUUUUGUAGAAGUCUACUAUUUGAUAAACAGUUGAAAUUCAAGAUGUGUUUGACCCUUAGUCAUUUUUACUCUUUGGUUCUGAGUAUACCUAUUUUCUUAGCAUAUCUACCUUGUUUAUCUUUUUCUUCACCUUUUAACAAGUAUGACAUAGGAAAGUCAUUUUUUUAGAAUUCAUGGAUCAGUCUGAUCUACUCUUACUCAUAAUGGAACAUGUAAAUAUAUUGAAAACUGUUUUUCAGGAGAGAAAUAUGAGUUGGAGGGAAGGAAAAGUGGUUCUACUUACGUUCCAAAAUCCUCAUCAGAGAAGGUAUGAUGUUCUCAGGUGCGGAAAAUAUUUUUUAGUUGAUUGAGAAAGCAGGUUUAACAGAAAACAUAAAGAAGGGGCAUAAUGAUUGCCGUUUUUCCAGACUGGAUUUUCUUACCACAACUGUUAAUGUUCUCAGAGUUGAUGAAGGACCACCUUUGUGUAUACACUUGUAGUUUUAAACCUUGCAUUGGUAACAAAAUGAUCUACUUUAAUCCAGGUAGAAUUCAAGAUGGCUGUACUUCAGUUGUAUGAUAAAAUUAAUGGUUCUCAUGACUGUGUGGCAUCUAAAAAUAAUGUUUUUAUAGCAUCUCUCUGCCACUAAAUUGUUGACUUGAAUUUUGGGAAAAAAAGUUGGUGUUGAUAUGUAUAUGUGUGUGUGUAUAUAUGUAUUUAUAAACUGUGUGUGAGUAACAAGUGAGUUUCAUAGUCUUCCCCUACGCAUGUGUAUUCCACACACAAAUGGCUGAGUUAUAGUCAUAAAACAAUUUGCAAUAAAACAAAACAGAUUGUCGGUUAACCAGGAAACAGUUACGUUUUUUAAUGAAUCUGGUAUUACAGUGAGCAAAUGUCAUAUUAAUUUAGGCUAAUUUCUAAUAGUACCAUAAUUUGUGUCUAAAUUUGGACUGGGGUAGAAAUUACUAAAAUUGUGGGGAGUUUGUUUUCUGAUUUUACAUUGCUUUAGGAAACAUUUUUACUAAUUCAGCUGUCUUAGGUAAAAUGAAUAGUUUUCUUCCUGUUUUUUUAUGUGUCAUUGUUAGUGGUCUCAAAAUUCUGAUCAAUAACUUUGUGUAUGAUGCUGAAUUAUACAAACUGUUUGAAUGAUCCAGU